GCGCUAGCAUUGGUCAAAGUUCUUUGGACAUAGUUUGUUUAGUGUUUCUCUAAUGAUAAAGUAGCGGGGCGGAGCUUAGGGCAUAAAAUCAGAGCUCAGAUAGAGAAGUCGCCUUAUUCCAAGCUCAGGCUGCAAGAUGUGGCUCACCGUGCUACUGCUGGCCUUGCUUCUGCUGGCAGGUCUCCGCAGGGUUUACUUGGGUCUCUUCAGCGGAAACUCCCCGAACCCCUUCGCCGAGGACGUCAAGCGGCCACCUGAAUCCCUGGUGACCGACAAGGAGGCCAGGAAGAAGGUUCUCAAACAAGCAUUCUCAGCCAGCCGAGUACCAGAGAAGCUGGAUGCCGUGGUGAUUGGCAGUGGCAUUGGGGGGCUGGCCUCAGCUGCGAUUCUGGCUAAAGCUGGCAAAAGAGUCCUUGUCCUGGAACAGCAUACCAAGGCAGGGGGCUGCUGUCAUACCUUCAGAGAAAAUGGUCUUGAAUUUGACACUGGAAUCCAUUAUGUUGGACGCAUGCGGGAGGGCAACAUUGGCCGUUUUAUCUUGGACCAGAUCACUGAAGGGCAGCUAGACUGGGCUCCCAUGGCCUCUCCUUAUGACCUGAUGAUACUAGAAGGGCCCGGUGGCCGAAAGGAGUUCCCCAUGUACAGUGGGAGGAAACAGUACAUCCAGGGCCUUAAGGAGAAGUUCCCCAAGGAAGAAGCUGUCAUUGACAAGUACAUGGAGCUAGUUAAGGUAGCAUGAACCCCACUCAGCAUCCACAGUUCAUCCCAACAAGACUGACUGUUUCA
Molecule: messenger RNA, 786 nt
Organism: Microtus ochrogaster (prairie vole)
Lineage: Eukaryota; Metazoa; Chordata; Mammalia; Rodentia; Cricetidae
Gene: Retsat
Product: all-trans-retinol 13,14-reductase-like
Exons: 3
Coding region: 137-739 (200 amino acids)
Biological process (GO): retinol metabolic process
Cellular component (GO): endoplasmic reticulum membrane
Molecular function (GO): all-trans-retinol 13,14-reductase activity
Source: RefSeq, a predicted model, not a curated record